CACAACUUAUUCGCACGGCCUACUGUGAUAAAAAAUGAACUAGCUUCUUCGCCAUCUGACGCACGGCACAGAACCUUUACUUAAAGUCUGCUGAAAAUGGAUGUCUUCUAACCUUGCUUCUUCUGCUGCCCAGUUAGCAGCUGUCCUACAUGAUCCCAUGACUCUUGAUAUGGAUGCUGUCCUCUCUGACUUCGUUCAGUCCACGGGGGCAGAGCCUGGUCUAGCCAGAGACUUGUUGGAAGGCAAAAACUGGGAUUUCACUGCUGCGCUGAGUGACUAUGAACAGCUCAGGCAGGGGCACACAGCGAACCUGCCCCAGGUGUUCAACGAAGGAAGGUAUCCUAAGCAGCAGCCACAGCAGCAGCAGGAUAAGGACCCUUCCCAGCAGGUGAACAAGAGUGAGCGCCUCUCUCUUCCUAGACAGGAGGAUCUCUCUCAAGAGAAGAGGCUUUCUAGAGGAAUAUCUCAUGCCAGUUCCACCAUCGUCUCGCUCGCUCGCUCCCACGUGGCCACCGAAUGCAACAAUGACCAUUUCUCUCUGGAGAUGCCCAUCUACACAUUCCAACUCCCUGACCUCAGUGUUUACAGUGAAGAUUUUAGGAGCUUCAUUGAACGGGACCUGAUUGAGCAGGCAACCAUGAUUGCUUUGGAACAAGCUGGUCGACUCAACUGGUGGUCCACAGCGUGUACCAGCUGUAAACGCCUUCUUCCGUUGGCAACCACCGGCGAUGGAAACUGCCUCUUGCAUGCUGCUUCUUUGGGAAUGUGGGGGUUUCACGAUCGGGACCUUGUAUUACGGAAAGCACUUUAUACCAUGAUGCGAAGCGGGGCUGAAAGGGAAGCUUUGAAAAGAAGGUGGAGGUGGCAGCAGACACAGCAAAAUAAAGAGUCUGGAUUAGUUUAUACCGAAGAAGAAUGGGAGCGUGAGUGGAAUGAACUGCUAAAGCUGGCAUCCAGUGAACCCCGCACUCACAUCAGCAAAAAUGGAGGCAGUGGUGGUGGAGUGGAAAAUUCUGAAGACCCCGUAUAUGAAAGUCUGGAGGAGUUCCAUGUUUUUGUGCUAGCCCAUAUAUUAAGGCGACCGAUUGUCGUUGUGGCAGAUACAAUGCUGCGGGAUUCAGGAGGAGAAGCGUUUGCCCCCAUCCCCUUUGGUGGGAUUUACUUGCCUUUGGAAGUCAUGUCCAACCGAUGUCAUUGCUCGCCUCUCGUCCUCGCCUAUGACCAAGCGCAUUUCUCUGCCCUUGUGUCAAUGGAACAGAAAGAUCAGCAGAAGGAACAAGCGGUGAUCCCUCUGACCGAUUCUGAACAUAAGUUACUGCCUUUGCACUUUGCGGUUGAUCCGGGAAAAGACUGGGAAUGGGGGAAGGAUGACAAUGAUAACACCAAAUUGGCCAAUUUGAUUCUGUCUCUCGAGGCAAAGCUUAGCCUUCUGCACAGCUACAUGAAUGUCACCUGGAUUCGCAUGCCAUCAGAAACACGGGCACCUUUGGCUCAACCAGAGUCUCCUACCGCAUCAGCGGGAGAAGAUGUUCAGUCCCUGGCGGAUUCCAUGGAUUCAGACAGAGAUUCCAUCUGCAGCAAUUCUAACGGCAAUAACGGCAAAAACGGGAAAGAGAAAGAGAAGCAGAGGAAGGAGAAAGAGAAAAACCGGGGGGAUUCCGUUGCUAACAAACUUGGGAGUCUCAGUAAGACUCUGGGCAUCAAGCUGAAGAAGAACAUGGGUGGCCUCGGGGGGUUAAUGCACGGCAAGAUCAACCGAGCCAAUUCAGGGAAUGGGAAAAACGGGGAGAUGACGGAGAAGGCUAAAGAGAAGAAAUCCAAAUUGCGUAAAGGAAGCAAAGAGGAAUCGGGCCACUCUGCGAGCAUGUCCCCCUCGGAAAAGACGACCCCCUCUCCCACGGAGAAGGCCAGCAUCUCCCCGGCUGAAAAAGCAAGCUCUAAAUCCCCAUCGGAGCGGCAGUCGGAUCCCUGGAAGUACAGCACCGACGUGAAGCUGAGCCUCAACAUCUUGAGGGCCGCCAUGCAAGGGGAGCGGAAGUUCAUUUUCGCUGGCCUUCUGCUGACCAGCCACAGGCACCAGUUCCAUGAGGAGAUGAUUGGCUAUUACUUGACCAGUGCCCAAGAGCGCUUCAGCGCCGAGCAAGAGCAGAAGAGGAAGGAGGCUGAGAAGAAGGCCGCUCCUCUCGGUGGCUCCUCGAGCAGAAAACUGGAACAGGAAGGAUUGUCCAAGGAGAAGCCGGAUUCGUCUCCUCAGGGGAGGGCAUCACCAGUGUUGCCUCAAAGCCAUACAACCCAGCUGGUUUUAAAGUUCAAAGACCGUGCGAGUCCCACACCGGGGUCGUUUUCCUCACCUAGCAAUGGUGCCAAGAAAAGCAGGCCCGUCCCGGUAUCUGCCCACUAUAGCCAUACGCCCCCCGUUCAAAGGCAGAGCGUCAUUCAUUUGCACGACUUCAACUCCAAGCCAUCAAGCUUCCAAGGGGAUGCCUACAAGCCUGUCGUGGGCACCCUAAAAACGUGUGCCACCUACCCCCAGCAGAACCGCUCAUUGUCUUCGCAGAGUUACAGCCCAGCCCGGAUAGCAGACAUCCGCACGGUCAACACCGUGGAAUCCUUGGCCUGUGCUCUGCCCACGGACCCCAAGUCGCAGACCUGCACCAACGGGUUCAACGGCAGCGACGUCAGGGACGGCUUGGAGUUCGUGGAUGAAGACGCUCCGUCAACGUGGUUGAACAAUGACAAAAAUCGCAGCCGGGCCACCGUUUGCCCCAUGUAUUCGAUCCAGCAGAACCGGUGCAAGCGGGAGAAUUGUUCCUUUUACGGCCGCCCCGAAACCAAGAACUUCUGUUCCUGCUGCUACAGGGAGGAACUGAAACGCAGGGAGCGAGAAAGUAAAGGGCCCCGGCAUUGAAGGCGGUGGAGUUCCUCCAAUAAACAUUUAUUUCGUUUGUUUUCUUACUUAGGAAAUAUGUGGUGAGGGACUGCAGAGGAAAGGAAGGGGGAAUUCUAUAGAAGGAUCUAGCAGUGUUUCUCAACCUUGGCCACCUGAAGGUGGGUGGACUUCAACUCCCAGAAUUCCCCAG
Messenger RNA from Candoia aspera, 3080 nucleotides. RefSeq names its product OTU deubiquitinase 7A (gene OTUD7A). Lineage: Eukaryota; Metazoa; Chordata; Lepidosauria; Squamata; Candoiidae. The transcript is spliced from 12 exons. Bases 101 to 2908 code for a protein of 935 amino acids. Gene Ontology annotation, molecular function: K63-linked polyubiquitin modification-dependent protein binding; cysteine-type deubiquitinase activity; DNA binding. Gene Ontology annotation, cellular component: nucleus; cytoplasm. The record is from RefSeq and is a predicted model, not a curated record. Gene Ontology annotation, biological process: protein deubiquitination involved in ubiquitin-dependent protein catabolic process; protein K48-linked deubiquitination; protein K63-linked deubiquitination.